Molecule: messenger RNA, 6256 nt
Organism: Hemibagrus wyckioides
Lineage: Eukaryota; Metazoa; Chordata; Actinopteri; Siluriformes; Bagridae
Gene: camsap1b
Product: calmodulin regulated spectrin-associated protein 1b
Exons: 20
Coding region: 165-4850 (1561 amino acids)
Biological process (GO): negative regulation of microtubule depolymerization; neuron projection development; cytoplasmic microtubule organization
Cellular component (GO): microtubule minus-end
Molecular function (GO): spectrin binding; microtubule minus-end binding; calmodulin binding
Source: RefSeq, a predicted model, not a curated record
UUAGCUACCGCCGAGUUGUUGUUAGGAGGAGACGGUCCUCUGCUCGGUCAGCGGCUCCUCGUGAGUUCCGCUGCUCUGCCCACUCUCAUGUUAUCUCAUGUUAUCCACCCGCGGAUUUCUUCACUUGGACUAAGGGAAUAAAUUAUUAAGGACGCGGUCUCAACAUGGACUUGGACUCGGGGGCUGCAGGCGACAGCAGCACACGACGGAAGAUGGACGCGACUAGCGAGGCAGUGGAGAUCACACCGCUGGAAAUGUAUGAUUCAGCGAGGGCCAAGAUAGCAGCGAACCUGCGCUGGCUGUUUGCUAAAGCCUACGGAAUAGAUCACAUACCAGAAGACAUGCGGGACCCCUUCUAUACUGACCAGUAUGAACAGGAGCACAUCAAGCCUCCUGUGAUCAGGCUGCUGUUGUCGUCUGAGCUCUAUUGUCGCGUGUGUGGACUCAUUCUCAAAGGAGACCAAGCGGCCUCCCUUCAGUCCCACCAGUCAGUCAUUCAGGCUCUGUCUCGCAAAGGAAUCUACGUCAUGGAGGGAGACGACACACCAGUCACCGAGGGGGAUCUCACGUGUCAGCCAAUCAAAAUGAGCUCGCACAUGCCUAUGAUUGAUGCCCUAAUGAUGGCCUACACAGUGGAGAUGAUCAGCAUUGAGAAAGUGGUGACCUGUGUGAAGCGCUUCUCUACAUUCAGUGCCUCUAAAGAGCUUCCCUUUGACUUGGAGGAUGCCAUGAUCUUCUGGAUUAACAAGGUAAACUUGAAAAUGAGGGAGAUCUCUGAGAAGGAAUUCAAAGUUAAGCAACAUCUGCUGGAUUCUCCUAGUCAUCAGAAGUCUCCCUCAAAAUGGUAUUGGAAGCUAGUACCUCUGAAUCAAGCCGAUGAAUACACCAAACUGUCUUUUUGCUGCGCAGUUGUGGUGCGCUAUAGAAGAGAACACGCCUCAGGCCGUCAACUUCCUCACUUUCCCCUGCUGGAGGAUCUGAUGAGGGAUGUGUGUGAUGGUGCUGCCCUACUGACUGUAGUCCACUACUACUGCCCAGAUCUCAUGAAGCUUGAUGAUAUUUGCCUGAAGGAAGUAACCUCUAUAGCAGACAGCCUGUAUAAUAUCCAGCUGCUGAAGGAGUUUGCCAAUGAGUACCUAAAUAAAAGCUUUUAUUUAACACUAGAAGACAUGCUGUAUUCACCUCUGGUGCUCAAACACAAUGUGAUGGUAUUCAUUGCUGAACUUUUUUGGUGGUUUGAGAUUGUGAAGCCUGACUUUGUCCACCCAAGGGAUGUGCAGGAAUUGAAGGAUGCAAGAGCAGUAACUCAGUCGAAGAGCUCCCGACCCUCCGUGCCCAUCUCCAAUGCUACCAAACGAAGCUUCCUGGUCUCACCUGGAAUGGCCGAUGCGGCGCAUCCUGUUCCAAACAGCCCUGAAGUGUGUAACAGGUACUUCCUGCACACUGAGGAAUCUGAUCCUUCUAAUAAGGGGAAUUCCACCUUCAGCCCCUCGCAUCCUCUUUUACCUCUGAGACAGAGGCAGCAAAAAUCUCAACAAGGAGAGGAUGCAUCAGGCUGUAGAAAUCGUUCUAAUUCACUGACGCAGGAAAGUCAUUCCCGAGGAUCUCUGGCCUGGCCAGAAAAAAGACAGAGGCCACUAUCCCAGCUGAAUCGCUAUGUUCUCCACUGUGCCACUGAUAGUGAUGCAGAUUUGGCCUCAGGUGACAGUGCUAGCCUCACAUGCUCCAUCAGCGAGGACAGCCUGGCCUCUACUGUCACACCCAAACACCAGGGUCUUCCAAGCCAAGGUGGUCCUCGACGAAUCAAUGGUCAUGGGCUUCUUGGAAAUGUUAACAUGGAUGAAGAAGACGAUAUGAUGACUGUUAUUCGGGAGGAGUCCUCUAAAAACGAGGUUACUCUGUCAAACUCUGGGGAUGUAGAACCCAGGUGUGCUACCACUAGUGCUAAAUCAAGCUCAUGGGGCAGACAGGAGGAAUCUCCUGCAGAUUCCAGAACCGCAAGUUUCUACCUGGAACCACUGAUGCCUGCUGUCCUUAAACCAGCGAAAGAAAAGUCUAUUUGCUUAAACAAAGAGGAAGAGUCUGGAGAGGCACGACAGCGUGCAUCAGCACGGAGGGGUGGUGCUGGGGAAGGACCCAGCUCAUCAGCCAGACGAAGACCUACACACAAUCUUAAUCGGACCUUCAAUGCCAGCUCCAUCUCUGAUCUGGAUUUAGCCUCUGAGCCCAAAACCAAUGAAUCUGUGCCUCCAUCUGCUGGACAAACUCAUGCCUUCAGACCCACAGCCACAAGCAGUGUCGAUUCUUCUGCUGAACAGUCCCCUGGGUUCUACCUGCAUUCAUCAGUGGCUGAAGAUAAGAGGCCUGUUCAAGCGUGGGGUGAACUGCCUGACGACAACGCAGAGACUGUGGAGACAAUUGAAGAUCAGGAUGCAGAACUAACCAAGGAACUUCAUCCUUCUAAGAAACAGUUUUAUGCAGAUGAACAGGAAUCUGCAAAGCUUCAAGAGGACAUGAGUGUGAAGGAGCAUGAGGAUAAGGAUGAAGGAAGUAGGUGCUCCAGCCCUGCUCUCAGUGUUCAGUCACAGGUCAGUAGUGUGGCCAGUGGCAGUGUGAAAAUGACUAGCUUUGCAGAGCGAAAGAUGCAGAAGUUCGGCAGCAAUCAAGACAUUCGCUCCAGCACCAGCAGCUCGCAAAGGACUACACCAGAUGGUUCAGAGAUCUUCCCUUUUCCCCUCACCUCAUGGAGGAUGAAAAGAGACCAGAGUCCUACACCGCAAGGCAAGGACAACAGCAAUAUGCUGGCUUCAGAACUUGUACAGUUGCACAUGCAGCUCGAAGAAAAACGCCGUGCCAUUGAGACGCAGAAGAAGAAGAUGGAGGUCUUGUGUGCUAGGCAACGGCUCAAGCUUGGAAAAGCUGCCUUCCUGCAUGUGGUAAAAAAAGGCAAGAGCGACACACUCCCUCAGUCCUUCAAGUUAGACCAUGUGAAAAAUGGCGAAAAGCUUAAUGGCGAAAAAGAGCAGUCAUCAAAAGACGACUCCUGUCUUGAUGCAGUGAGGGAUAGGGAGAAAGGCACUGUGGAGCCAGAGAAGGCAUCCCUGGAGUGGGGGAGUGCAGCUGCCACACCACCUAGUGCCUUAGACAUAGAUGAGGAAAUGGACCUUAAUGAGUGUAACCGUUCCAUAGAAAUGCUUAACGAGGCCAUCAGCAGCAUUCAGCAGCAGAUGAUGCAGUUGUCUCUCCAGCAGGACCUACUUAUGAAGCAAAACAUCCAGUCUCCACCAGGUGCUGCCCCACCCCCUGUUGAUGACCGAGGAAAUUUACAUGAACCCAAGGUUCGAGCAGCUAUUCAUUUUGUAGAGCCAAGCGGCAGUCCUGUAGUUCGUAAGCCCCCCAAGCUGACCUCUGCACGGUCUCGCUCCAAACCCUCUGAGCUGAAGCUGUCCAAGGACCACAGCAAAGGGCAGAAAAUAUCUACACCCACUCCCACUGACAGUCCUACUCCAAAGGCAAGUCCAGGGGGCAGGACCCCCAAAGCAGAGCCUGAGACAAUCAGUCAAACAGAGGCAAGACUAAAGAACACCACAUUCCAUCUUCAUGACGAAGCCAACCUGCGCACAGUCUCAAGGGAGCCAAGCUCUGUUGCACUCGGAGUGACUUUUGAUGAAGGUGUGCCUAGUACAUUAAGUAAGCCCGAGGAAUCCUUUGGUCCUGAGUUUGAGGAUGCCUCAAAGAACAAAGGCAGUCUGAUUCAGGUGGACUUAUCGGACAUGGCUCAUUCAGAUGAGGCCAGUUCUAAUACAUUAGAAGCAUCCACUGAUGCAGCUGAUGGAGAAAAGAAAGCUGGCAUGGGCUUUUUCUUCAAGGAUGAGCAGAAGGCAGAGGAUGAAAUGGCCAAAAAGCGUGCAGCAUUUCUCCUAAAACAACAGAAGAAGGCAGAGGAGGCUCGGUUGCGCAAGCAGCAGCUAGAGGCAGAAAGUGAGCUUAAGAGAGACGAAGCGAGGAGGAAAGCUGAAGAGGACCGGAUCAGAAAAGAUGAAGAAAAAGCCAGGCGAGAGUUGAUUAAACAGGAAUACCUGAAAAGGAAGCAACAAGAGUUGACUGAAGAGCAAGAACAGCCUAAGCCUAAACCCAAACCCAAGCCCAAGAAGCAGAGACCAAAGUCUGCGCUGAAGGAAGAGCUUUCUAUGGACAUAGUUCCAAAAUGCACUCCUGCUAAUGAGAAUCUGAUCAGUGCCCAGUCCGGUUCUAAUCUCUCACUGGCUUCUGUGGCCACUACUGAAGCAGACAGCGUGAACUCGGGAGGUGCAGGAUCACAGCGGGGGGAAUCUGUGGAGUCGUUUUCAGUCCUCAGUCGGACAACAGAGCGUGACUGGGACAACGGGUCUACUGCGUCUUCCAUCACAUCAACGUCUAUGGCGGAAUAUACUGGACCUAAACUUUUCAAGGAGCCAAGCGCAAAGUCGAAUAAGCCGAUAAUCCACAAUGCUAUUUCUCACUGCUGCUUGGCAGGAAAAGUAAAUGAACCACAGAAGAACGCCAUUCUUGAGGAAAUCGAGAAGUGCGAGUCGAACCACUUAAUGAUCCUCUUCCGUGAUGGUGGCUGCCAGUUCCGGGCACUCUACUCUUACUUUCCUGACACAGAGGAGAUACACAAGCUCACUGGAACUGGGCCAAAAAGCAUCACCAAGAAGAUGAUCGAUAAGCUCUACAAGUACAGCUCGGACCGCAAACAAUUCACCGUCAUACCUGCCAAGACUGUGUCCGUCAGUGUGGACGCCCUGACCAUUCAUAAUCACCUCUGGCAGGCCAAGAGGCCUGCUGUGCCAAAAAAGAGUGCAAAAUGAAGCUUUUGGGUAACUGUAUUUAAGGGAAUCUCUUGUACCUACUGUACGUUUGGAAACACCACAAAGAUGUCCACAACCAACUUCUCUUCUUGUUUUGUGACGCAUCAAGAGUGGCUGUGUAUGAGUGAAUGUCUGGACAGUCAAUAUGCUCACUCUUUGUUUGAUCAGUUCAUGGUGGAGGUUUUGUUAUGUACCUGAAGCCUGUGGCAUUUUUUUAUUGAUCGAGUUCUUGUUACUUGAAAUACAUUUUCAGUUUGGCAGGCUCACACACAGCAGAGCUUUCCUUUCUGAUCAGCAGAUGUUCCGUCUCUUUCCUGUAAAAUACAGACUACGAGACAGUUGCAUCAAAAUAAAGUCUGCUGCCUAUGAAGAUCAUAACCCAGAUUCGUGUAGAAAAGUAUUGCAAAGUUGCCUGACAUUUCUCGUUUUUUCCCCGCCCUCCCCCCAAAACAUGCUGCUUCGAACUGUCUUCUGUGUCACUGUAUGACCAUCCCAGUCAUACACUUCGUCGGCCUUCACGCAUCGUGGUACUAUCGUCUAUUUAUUCAGCGCUUAAAAAGCAAAUCAGCCGUAGCACUGCUGUAUAGAACUAUGAUGGACCUUUUUAAAUAGGGAAUGAAAUAGGCUUUGGUACAUGUCUCAGAUGCUCUUUUGUUUUGCUCCUCUACUGCUACAGGUAGUGAUUUCUCCACUGGACAGCUGCGUCCAUUACGAUGGUGCACUCAUGAUCAUGUUUUAGUGCUUUUAUCAUGCAAUGUAACCACGAGUGAUGUCUCUGAAGCUUUGUUUCUCAAUGCAACAAGAGCAGCAUGCUCUAUUAUGAAGAGUGUCGCUGUAGUUUGAAUGACAGUAUUUAAUAUAUUCAUAAUCGGUUACUUCCUUCGCAGUCGCUGUCUAAUUAUUUACCCUUGUUUAAAACAUUCCUUGGAGACAGGAAGAAAAAAAAAGUGUCAACACUGCCGCGUCCUUGUUUAAACGUUGAAAACACUUGCUUUGAGUUGGGGGUAAAGAUCAAAAUAGUGUUGCACAUGCACUUUACUUCUAUAGAAAUGGUGAUUAGUUGGGGAUAGAACGGUGCACAAGACAUGUGUUAAAUGGUUGUUAAACUGCUUAUUACACUUUAAAAAAAAAUCUUUAAACAGACACUAAUAUUUAAUUCAGAUGAGCAAAAAUAAUGGCCCCCCUGAAAGCUCUUUAAAACUCCAGAAAGUAUAUUUCAGACUAAUAAGUUGCUGCAUUUUUGUCUACUUUUAAAUGACAGUUUUUGUAUAUUGUGUCUGUUUCUAUAUAAUACUCUAAAACUGUACUGAUUUUUGCUCACCGUUCUUUUUAAAAACACUGUACUUUUUGGUCAUUUUACGCUCACCACCUUACCAUUAUUUAUUUUAAACCCUAGGCACUGAGAA